Messenger RNA from Fonsecaea multimorphosa CBS 102226, 822 nucleotides. RefSeq lists its product as uncharacterized. The transcript has 2 exons. NCBI's taxonomy places the organism in Eukaryota, Fungi, Ascomycota, Eurotiomycetes, Chaetothyriales, Herpotrichiellaceae. The record is from RefSeq and is a predicted model, not a curated record. The coding region runs from base 1 to 822 and encodes 273 amino acids.
AUGGAUUCGUCUCCAACAUCGACCCGAAUAACAGGCCCAAGCACAAGUGAAGUCAGCAAGAUCCAGCUCUACAUCGAGAUCGUGCUUGUCAGUGGCUUUACCGUGAAGAAGCAGUUUGAGCUGCCCCAGCACGCCGUAGAGCGAUGCAUCAUUCACGGCCGAGGACCACAAUACUCGAUCGAGUUGACCCACAGAUGUGUGGCACGCUCGGCUCUUUACGAUGAGCUCGUAGUUCUCCUACCAUAUCUAGUACGCAAGGGAGAGUCGUGCUGGUUCCACACCCUGAAUAAAGAAAGCAACACGACGUCCAACUGUCUCUUCGAUGGCGUCAAGUUAAAAAUGAACGUUCAGGAGAGUCAAUGCCUGUCGGAUUUUGGCAUCUGUUUUCCCCGUGCCGCAUUUGUGGAAGAACGCGAGAAAUUUGGGUCCCACCACGGUUCGAUGCCCUUCGAGUACCCCACGAUCCGGACCGAGGGUGCCUGGGUACAUCGGCACCCAUCGGACUCGGAACGGCUCCUCGUCAAUCGCGAGGGCUACGAGGUCAUGUACUUCUGCCAACCGCCACAGUUUCAGCAAGAGGUCACCAUUACCAAGCUUCGCAACGUCAUCUGUAGUUCUCUAAGCAUCAAUGACCCAAGAAGGGUGAUCUUGAAUGCAGGGCCAUUCUACUGGGACGUCGACUUUCAAGAAAACGGAAAGGACGUGCAACACACUUAUUUUCUUGACGACAUAGUCGUCGAUGGCCGUCAUAUGAGAACUGUACGAGGAUCAGCACUUAUCUAUGUAUUGGAGAGAAGUCUGAUAAACGUCGAUCCGUCUUGA